AUGGAUACGCUGUGUCCGCUUGCCUACGGCUCGGGUCGGCCGGACCUGGCCGUUAUGUACUUGAAGCUAACAUUAAUCCUCCUGGCAAUAAUCACAAUCCCUAUCGCAGUAGGUUGGUGGCAUAGCCAAUAUAUUCUUCAAACACUGGUUUCUCCCAACAUCGCCGUGUUAAUCUCCAAAUACUUACGCGUCUCGUUGCUCGGCCUACCCGGCCAUGCGGGGUUUGAAACAGGCAAGCGCUUCCUGCAAGCUCAGGGGAUCUUCAAUGCACCCAUCUAUCUCCUUUGCUGCACGGUACCUGUCAACGUCGCUUUACAUUGGUGGUUGGUCUACCAGCAGCAGUGCGGCUUUAUCGGUGCACCAAUCUCAGCAGCUCUCUCCGACACGAUGCUCGGAGCGGGUCUUUUGGCAUACGUGAUUUAUUUCCAGAUCGGACGGACCAAACUCCAGAGCCGGUCGGUCAUCCGCGUAGGGCCGCACUGGUGGAAGCUGCUACGUCUUGCCUUGCCAGGGUCCAUUACGGUCCUAGCCAAGUACUUGACAUUUGAACUGUUGACCGUCGGGGCGGGAAAGAUUGAUGACAUCAGUCUGGCGGCGCAGAGCUUGCUCAAUGCGACAGUGGCAAUCGCCUUUCAGCUCUCAUUUGCAGUCGCGACGUCCGUGACUCUGCGUGUGGCAACCCUCAUGGGUCAGAAGCGCCCAGGGCGCACCAAGCUUCAGAUCAGGGUGGCCUUUGCCACUAUCACGGUGGUGGGGCUUCUCAACAUGGUUCUGCUUAUAACCUUGCGGUUCUGGAUUUCUCGUCAGCUGUCCACAUCGGUCGAAGUGCAGACCCUGGUAGUCCGGACCAUGCCCAUCUGCGCGAUCAUGCAGAUAUUCUACGCCACAGCCGAGUGGUCGAAUGGGGUCAUGAAUGGCCUACAAAUGCAGCAAACCGCGGGCAUUCUAUCCCUGAUUUGUCAUUAUACUGUGCGUCUGUCUCUCGGUCGAUUCCCUUCAUAUAUCUAA
Messenger RNA from Penicillium cinerascens, 1008 nucleotides. RefSeq names its product MATE efflux family protein. The transcript has a single exon. The record is from RefSeq and is a predicted model, not a curated record. The coding region runs from base 1 to 1008 and encodes 335 amino acids. Gene Ontology annotation, biological process: transmembrane transport. Lineage: Eukaryota; Fungi; Ascomycota; Eurotiomycetes; Eurotiales; Aspergillaceae. Gene Ontology annotation, cellular component: membrane. Gene Ontology annotation, molecular function: antiporter activity; xenobiotic transmembrane transporter activity.